AUGGCAUCUAUUACAUCAAAGCCGGCUCUUGUUACCCUCCGACAGCUGUUGUACGAAUUACGUCAGCAGAGUUCUACUAAAAGACUGUCAGAGAACCAAAUGGUACUGUACAUCUUCAAUCAAUAUAGGAAACACCAAACCACUGAUCAGCAGCUGUGCAAGGCAGCUGAAGAGAUGCACUACAGAGCCAAGACAUAUUACAAUUACCUUCAUUACGCUAGAAAAUACAAGGAAAUCAACACUGAAUUCAAGGGAAAAGGAGAGAGAUCAUUGCAGGAAACAGCAAAUAUGGUUGGAUUCAAAUUACCUCAUGAUCCGAAACCGUAG
Molecule: messenger RNA, 327 nt
Organism: Chilo suppressalis (striped riceborer)
Lineage: Eukaryota; Metazoa; Arthropoda; Insecta; Lepidoptera; Crambidae
Source: the annotation of a GenBank genome assembly